Pteronotus mesoamericanus is the source of this 1021-nucleotide messenger RNA. RefSeq names its product potassium channel tetramerization domain containing 7 (gene KCTD7). The transcript has 4 exons. NCBI's taxonomy places the organism in Eukaryota, Metazoa, Chordata, Mammalia, Chiroptera, Mormoopidae. Gene Ontology annotation, biological process: positive regulation of transporter activity; protein homooligomerization; membrane hyperpolarization. The record is from RefSeq and is a predicted model, not a curated record. Gene Ontology annotation, cellular component: plasma membrane. Gene Ontology annotation, molecular function: protein binding. The coding region runs from base 74 to 943 and encodes 289 amino acids.
CUACUCCACGCUAGUGCCUCCUUGUCUGUUACCCGCCUGCCCGAAGCCGCGCCCACUGUCCAGAGCCAGAGGGAUGGUGGUAGUCACGGGGCGGGAGCCAGACAGCCGUCGUCCAGACGGUGCCAUGUCCAGCUCCGACGCCGAAGACGACUUUCUGGAGCCGGCCACCCCGACGGCCACGCAGGCAGGGCACGCGCUGCCCCUGCUGCCCCAAGAGUUUCCUGAGGUUGUUCCCCUUAACAUUGGAGGAGCUCACUUCACCACACGCCUGUCCACUCUGCGGCGCUAUGAAGACACUAUGCUUGCAGCCAUGUUCAGCGGGCGGCAUUACAUCCCCACCGACACUGAGGGCCGGUACUUCAUUGAUCGGGAUGGCACACAUUUUGGAGAUGUGCUGAAUUUCCUGCGCUCGGGGGACCUGCCGCCCCGGGAACGUGUGCGGGCGGUGUACAAAGAGGCCCAAUACUAUGCCAUCGGACCCCUCUUGGAGCAGCUGGAGAACAUGCAGCCACUGAAGGGGGAGAAAGUGCGCCAAGCAUUUCUGGGGCUCAUGCCCUAUUACAAAGACCAUUUGGAGCGGAUUGUGGAGAUCGCCCGGCUGCGCGCAGUACAGCGGAAGGCCCGCUUUGCCAAACUCAAGGUCUGUGUCUUCAAGGAGGAGAUGCCCAUCACCCCCUAUGAGUGUCCACUUCUCAACUCUCUGCGUUUUGAGCGGAGCGAGAGUGAUGGGCAGCUGUUUGAGCACCACUGUGAAGUGGAUGUGUCUUUUGGGCCCUGGGAGGCUGUGGCUGAUGUUUAUGACCUGCUGCACUGCCUGGUCACAGACCUCUCAGCCCAGGGCCUCAUCGUGGACCACCAGUGCAUCGGGGUGUGUGACAAACACCUCAUCAACCACUACUACUGCAAGCGCCCCAUCUAUGAGUUCAAGAUCACAUGGUGGUGAGUAGUCCUGGUAGGGAGUAGAGUCCCUUCAGGAAAGGUGUCCAUCCAUUCCCCUCAGUGGCUCUGGGAGUCAGAUCCC